ACUUGGAAAUCGAAAUCCAGUUUUCGAAUUUGGUUAGCGAUUUUGAAAUUCCAAACGUAAGAAUUAUGGCGGGAGCGAAUCAGGCGUGUAUCUUCUGUGAGAUCGUGCGAAAUCCGACCACCACUCGUCUCCUUCACACCGAUGAGAAAGUCAUCGCCUUUCAAGAUAUCAAACCUGCCGCCCAGAGGCACUAUCUGGUGAUUCCAAAAGAACACAUUCCUACUGUGAAUGACCUUCAGAGAAGAGAUGAAGACUAUUCACUAGUAAGACACAUGCUUAAUGUGGGACAAGAACUGUUGCAGAAAGAUGCUCCUCAAAACAUUCAUAGAUUUGGUUUUCACCAGCCACCAUUUAACAGUGUUGAUCAUCUACAUCUCCACUGUUUUGCAUUGCCUUAUGUGCCCAGAUGGAAAGCCAUCAAGUACAAGUCUUUGGGGCCUUUGGGUGGAUUUAUUGAAGCAGAGACACUGCUGGAGAAGAUAAGGCCUCUUCUUUCAAAGGUGUAACUCAACCAACUUACGUAACUGCAUUGCGUUGCUUCUCUAUGCUAAAACUGUGCAAUAUCUCUUUUCUAUUCUUUUGCUGGCAAAUCUGUUAUCAA
Molecule: messenger RNA, 601 nt
Organism: Arabidopsis arenosa
Lineage: Eukaryota; Viridiplantae; Streptophyta; Magnoliopsida; Brassicales; Brassicaceae
Source: the annotation of a GenBank genome assembly